AUGAAAACCAGUUUCGUCACUGUGUUUCUUUUUACUGCGGUAAUCUUCGAAAUAAAUGCAGAUCCUUUCGUAUUUUUUCCUCAACAUCUGUUACCUCCGAUUGGUACAACAUUCAAUUUCACUUUCGAUGGUUCAUUGAGCACAAUACAUGUCUCGGGAGUCUAUAGUAUACAAGCAGUCACAGGUCCAGAUAUGAAAACCAUUAUUGGCUAUCGCAAUUGGCAAUCGUAUUCAGGUGGAUAUAGUGCGAUAUUCUAUGGAGUCUCCUAUUUGAAUGGGACCUAUCUCCAAGCACUUGUAGAUCCCAAUACACAAGAAUGUAUUAAUGUUUUUUCUGAAAUAAUGGAUUGUACUAAUUGGCUAAAUACUGGAAUUGUUAAUUGGGAUAGUCGAUGUUCAUUCGUUCGCGUUGAUUCGCCGAUUUCUGGCGCUAUGACUCUGACGAUAGUUGUAUCGACAUCUGAUUUAAUGCGUCCUGCGAACUUCAGCGGAACAACAACGAUGACUGGUUCACCUGAUAAAGUAACAAUAGCGUAUCAAUUUUUAUCAAAAACUGAAGAGAAAAAUUUUCCAUACAUAAAAUGUUACUUUUAA
Messenger RNA from Rotaria socialis, 594 nucleotides. Lineage: Eukaryota; Metazoa; Rotifera; Eurotatoria; Philodinida; Philodinidae. The record is from the annotation of a GenBank genome assembly.